Molecule: messenger RNA, 4838 nt
Organism: Notolabrus celidotus (New Zealand spotty)
Lineage: Eukaryota; Metazoa; Chordata; Actinopteri; Labriformes; Labridae
Gene: anln2
Exons: 25
Coding region: 265-3999 (1244 amino acids)
Biological process (GO): mitotic cytokinesis; actomyosin contractile ring assembly; septin ring organization
Cellular component (GO): actomyosin contractile ring
Source: RefSeq, a predicted model, not a curated record
UAGGAGUGAGCGUGACCUGCUUCCUGUGCGCUGACUCUGGAUCAGCUCUCUCAGAGAGAUUACGGUACUUCAGCUGUGUGCUCUGCUAACGUCAGAAACCAGAAGACCCGCUGAAAUUCAAAGUCUGAGGAGGAGACUGAAACUUAAAACAAACACGGAGGUUGUUUUCUGCUUUCUGUCAGUUGGGUUUCAACUGUUUCACACAGACUGGACUUUCAGCUCUUCAGGUGAGACAUCCACAGGCUCACUCUGUGCACGUUCAUCAUGGAAGCUGGCGAGGAAAACAGUGGCAACAACAACUUGAAGAGACAGAGAGUACCUCUGUCAGAUUCAGAAGAUAAUGUCUUCACUCAGUCAGAGGACAAAGAUGGCCAGAAGCGGCGGCGUCUGGAGGCAGCCGGUCAGGAGAACCGGAGUCCUAAACCAUCCACUUCUGGACGCAGAGCAGAGCUAGAGGCAAAGGCGGACACACCGAUCGUCCCCUCGGUCCGGUCCCGACUCCACUUGCUCACGCAGAGACAAGAAGGGAUCGCUCCUCUGGCCCAGCGCUGCCUGUCUGAUCCUGGUGCUGUCAGCUCAUCCAUCAUCAUCCCAGAUAAAGGCUUCAGAGAGCCUCUCCUUGGUGAGGGGGAAUUUAAUCAGCGAUUGGAGCGCUUCAAAGUGCCGGUCUUCCAGGCCAGCCCGACUCCCUUGCAGAGCUCUACCAACCCCGGUCUCAGGACCUGCUCCAACUUUGUGUCUGGCAUUCAAAACAAACUCCAGGGCAGCACAACACCGAGCUCCAAGCAGGCUGUCCGCAUGCGCCAGGAACGAGAGCAGGAGUUGAACCAGUUGCCGUUUCAACCAAUCAGUGAGAAUGCCUGGCUGAAAAGGAGCAGCUCUGAUCCCUCUUUAACUCAGGGAAGGACCCCUCCUGGACCCUCAUAUCCUCCCUGCUGGGUCCCCAGGUCUAUCAGGGGAGUUUGUUGGCCUCCCAUGAAACCCUGGGAUCAGGCUGCUGAUAAUGCAGAGAUGAAAGACGACAGCUUCACUGACGCUACAACAUCGAGCGCCAAGAAGCAGUGUUCAGAUGAGACAGGUAAGAGGCCACGCUGUGACUCUGAUGUCCCGGCAGCACCUGCAGGGCCUGAAAACUCCAAUGAUCAGCUCAAAAUCGAACAAAUGGAACAAAAUACUCCUCUGAGAGAAGAAGUAGGGGAAGAGAUGGGCUGCAAGGCUUCAUUUGGAAGUGAAACCCAUUUAAUGCCCCCAAAAUCCCAAACCCAGACUGUGUUGAUGCUUUCUUUUAGCGAGGAUCAGAGUUUCUCCGGCGUGCCUCUUGGCGAGGAGCAGAACGUGUCAGAGUUGCCUACAGGAGAGAGCAUGCUAGAGUGUGCUUCUAUAGAGGAGUUCAACACAAAGAGAGCCGUCAAGAUUUGUGGAGAACAUGAAAAGGCGAGGUCUGAGGUGGUUUCAUUUGAAGAAGUAGAAAAUAACUGUUCUUCACACCAUGAAGAAAGGAUGGAGAUGUCAACAGAUGAGGAGACGCGGUCGUGGAGAUAUCCUGCAGAGUGCAAGGAGGAGUCUAUUGUAGCUCAACAACAGGAAGGAGGAGAUGUGUGUGCUGAAGAGGAGGAGGAAGAAGAGAGAGGAGGUAGAGUUGUAGAUGACAGAGAGCCCUCGGACCUCCUGUAUGGUGAAGGGGAUUUAGGGAGCGUCUCUGCUGAGAUUGCAGAUUCAUCUGAAAUGAUGGAAGAUGAGGAAGAGGAGGGAGACAUACUGGAGUCAGAGAGCUGUGGAGGUGACCAGUGUACAGAAAAUAUGGAGUCCGGCUCAGACUGCAGUGAGGGAGACAUCAAAGGAGAUACCUUUACAACAGGACCAGACAAGAACAACACAGAAGCGUGUACUGAUGAGGAGGAAGUUAGAGUACAGUCAAACGAGGAGCAGACAGUUGUUGAUGUAGAGUCAGACAACUUGAGCAGUGAAGUGAAACACACCCAGAGUCAGAGAGAGGUCCAGGCUUCAGACAUCUGCGUGGAGACAGAGGAAACUGAGCGAGCUGAGAUGGAUGAAAGGCAGGGUGAUGAAGAAGAAGAGGAAGAGGAGGGAGGGAGCAGCUCAAAGAAAGUCUCCUUUAUCCUGGAGCAUAAGCUGAUCAGUGACCCGACCCCCUCUGAGGCUGACACCUCCACAGAGUCCAGGAUAGAGAGGAGUACAUCAGAUUCUGAACAGAGCUCUCACGAUGAGACCAACACCGCCGAAAUAAUUGACCAGAUGUUUGAAGAAGUGCUGGAAUACGCUGGAAGGAUUGAGGAGGAGAGGAUAAAUCAUGAAGACAUCGAGGACCGUGACAGUGGCAUUGGAGCCUGCUCCAGUGAUAACAUGAAGGAGUCAGAGAAGGAGAAGAGUGAAGCACAGGACGAGGUCAAAGCGGAAGAAGAGAGUGAAGAUGAAGAUGACAUGCUGACUCUUCCUCCCAGUGCUAUCCUCUCACCUCUCAGCAAGUCUGUGGAGGCUGUGGUCACCCCUCUGAGAAUGGUGGAGAGCCAGGAGUCCAACCCUCCAUCUCUACUCCUGACCCCAGAGGACACCACCACCCCACCUGUUGAAUCUGCUCUUCUGUACAGUAUUGAUGCCUACCGCACACAAAGACAGAGCAAGCCAUCCACUGUUCAGAACGUCACUCCUGAGGUUCAGAGACAAGCCCCGGAGAAAUCCCAACUUCAGCCCUCCGUCAACUUCAAAGAGAAACUCAAGGAUCUAAAUGAAGAAGCGGGGAAGCUGCAGACCGUGAUCAGCCAGACGCUGCAGGCUCUGAGCUGCUGCACCGAUGAAGAGCACGGACAAGGCUCGCUGGUGGAGGCCGAGGCUGAGAAACUUCUGUUGGUGUCCUGUGAGAAGCGCUCUGCCCUGCUGGCAGAAAUGGCCAGGCUGAGGGAGGAGAGGAACUCAGGGUCAGGAGAGAACAAGGACUCUAUUUCCCAGAUGCCCUGCAGAGGGACUGUCAGCAUCACAAACAUCCGGCUGCCUCUGAAGGUGGAAUAUGUGUGCUCUUCACUCAACCGCUCAGGGCGGCCGAGUCAUUAUUUCUUCAUCCUGAUCCGCUAUGGACCCUGCAACAUCGUCGCCACACCGUUGGCCACGGCUUCUGACGCCAAGAACGGAGACACAAUCUCCUUCCCCACUUCUGUCACACUGAAGGAUAUUCGCUCAACCUUUGAGAUUGAUGUGGAGGUCUACAGCCUGUCAAACAGCUCGGGUAACAACUGCACCAUGGACCGGCCCACCACCAAGUCACGGGUCACGCCGAGAAAGCUGCUGAACACCAUCACGAGAUCCAGCAACAGUCUGACAACUGCUGCUCCUCCUGCACUCAGCACUCGCCAUUCCAGUAACUUCAGUCUGGUUGGGUCUCAUAAGAUCUCCUUGGCUUCAUUGGGUCACAGCAAGUUCCCUCUUGAUAAGAUGAAACUUGAAGGCAAAAUCAGACGGCUGCUGGGAGAUGAAUUUCAGGAAAAGGUGCCUUUUCUCUCUCCUCUAGAGGGCAACAUCUACCUCAGCCUGGACAUUAAAAGUCACUCUGAUGUUCAGCAUCAAGGCUUCCUGACCAUGUUUGAGAUGAUCGGUGGGUUUGGGGUCUGGCAUCGCCGAUAUUUUGUCCUGGAGGGAUGUGACAUGUUCUACUGGAACCACCCAAACGACAGAGAAGCGAAGGGAGCAGAGGGCAGCGUUUCUCUGUCCAGCUCCCACAUUCAGUGUGUCAGGCCUGUCAAGAGGGACUCGUGUGCCAGACCCUUCACCUUUGACCUGGUUAGCAACGCCCCGCAGCAGCAGCAGGACAACAGCCAGCAAGCUUUGGCCAAGUGCUGGUUUUCAGCUGACACCAAACAGGAGAGACUGGACUGGAUGGAGAAACUCAACCAAGUUCUGUUGGACUAUCACACAUGGACCCGCGCUUCAGAGAGUCAGCAGUGGACAGAGUCCAGCAGUGGGAACCUGAGGGAGAGCAUACUGUAACUCCAUCAAUGGGCUGAUGGUUUAAAUGUGAUGUCUUACAGCUUCUGACACAAGAACUAUUCUGUCUCAGAGCUGGUCGUGCUUUUCUGCUGAAGUGAUUCUUAACAAACGGCGAAGCAUCACGUUAUAUUCUCUUGAUUUAUCUUCAUCCUUUCUUCUAACAUGAACUGCUAAGCUUCUGUUAGAGAUAUUAUUUGCUCCCUCACAGACGUGAAAGCAGAACUCUUGUAGCCUAUGUACACACACAUUUAGAGUCGAUGUGUUUUUGAGUUGUUUGAACUGGAAGGAUGAACAAGUUUGUGUAGACUCACUAAUGAAUGUUGAUUGUGAAGGAGAUCUCUAACAGAGCAAUUUAGAGUAAGAAUGUAUGAAACACUACAGUUUAUUCAAAUAUAGAAGGAUUUCUUGAUUUCUGACAAACACAGUGUCUGUCUCUGUGGAUGUGGAGCAAUGCCUUUGAGAUGUUUGUGAUUUGAUCUAACAACAUCUCUGUCUUUAUAAUAUUAUAAUUUGUCUCUGUCCCUCUUGAUGGUGAAACAUGUCACCAGUGCCUUGGGGAUACUUUGUGUCACUGCACAUGAACAUAGCAUAUAUUUACAUGAUUAGAGGUAUAUAUAUUGUGUGUGUGGUAUGGUGGAUGAGAUACUGGUUAGGUAAAAGAGGGAAGUGUAAAGGUGCUGCUAUAAUUCCUGAAGUCUGUACUGUUUGAUAUCCUGUUCUUUUCUUUCUUUGUGUAUUUCCACCUGUCAGUCUAUCCCUUUGUUUCUCAUGUCAGCUCUAACUCUAUGCACCUGAGAGAAGGUAGCUAUUAAAUAAAUGGAUUGAAAUGGCUACAAAAA